Messenger RNA from Charadrius vociferus (killdeer), 678 nucleotides. Its product is annotated as selenoprotein Pb-like. The transcript has 4 exons. The record is from RefSeq and is a predicted model, not a curated record. The coding region runs from base 1 to 678 and encodes 225 amino acids. Gene Ontology annotation, molecular function: selenium binding. NCBI's taxonomy places the organism in Eukaryota, Metazoa, Chordata, Aves, Charadriiformes, Charadriidae. Gene Ontology annotation, cellular component: extracellular region. Gene Ontology annotation, biological process: selenium compound metabolic process.
AUGGCGAAGCCUCCCUGGCAGGAGGAAUCGGUGGGUGCUGUCCUGGGCAAGGACGAGGCCGGCACACGUGGCGUGGGGAACGUGCCGGGCGGCCUGCGGGAGAAGCUGGCCCGACAGGGCACGGUCGACGUCCGCUACAUGAUCGUCAAUGAGAAGGCGCCACUCUCCCGCGCCAUGUUUGGGGAUCUGGAGCGCCAGGCUCCGCCGGGCGUCCCUGUCUUCCAGCCGGAGCCGGAGGAGCCCGACGUCUGGCAGGUCCUGGGGGGAGACAAGGAUGACUUCCUCGUCUACGACCGGUGCGGCCGCCUGGCUUUCCACAUCCAGCUGCCCUACAGCUUCCUCCACUUCCCCUACGUAGAGUCGGCCAUCCGUUUCACCCACAGCAAGGACCUCUGCGGCAACUGCUCCCUCUACCCCAACGCCACCCAGGAGGUUAACAGCACCAUGGAGGUGCCUGUAACCCUCAGCCCGCUCCCCAAACAAGAGGAGAAGGAGUCAGAGACCCCCAUCCACCAGCACAAGCCCCUCCAUCCUCACCACCACCAAGAGGUCAGCAGCGAGAGAGCCACAGACCCAAGUGGGGACCGCAAACCUGCCACCCAUGCUCACCACCACCGUGGAGACCAUGGCCAGCCCCAUCAUGAGGGGAAGAAGCAGAAGGAGGGAAAUGAGCACUAA